Molecule: messenger RNA, 1572 nt
Organism: Parasteatoda tepidariorum (common house spider)
Lineage: Eukaryota; Metazoa; Arthropoda; Arachnida; Araneae; Theridiidae
Gene: Dbp45A
Product: putative ATP-dependent RNA helicase Dbp45A
Cellular component (GO): cytosol
Molecular function (GO): RNA helicase activity; nucleic acid binding; ATP binding
Source: RefSeq, a predicted model, not a curated record
GACAAAAAUAAUCUACCAAAAACGUGAACAUUAAAUCAAUCAAUCAUCAAAAAUUUGUUUAUAUUUUUCUGGAACUUCAUUUUCACACGCGUAAUUUCUUUCAUUAAUGUGUUUUAUAAUUAAAAUUAUUUAAGUGACAUGGUGGAUUCUCAGACCUCCUCAGAUUUCAGUAAUUUGGGACUCUUACCUUGGCUUGUUGAGCAAUGCACAUCAAUGGGAAUUACGAGUCCUACACCAGUACAAAGUUUUUGUAUACCUAAGAUUAUUGCUUCAGAAAACUGCAUUGCUGUCUCUAAAACUGGAUCUGGAAAAACACUAGCAUUUGCUCUGCCUGUUUUACAGUUGCUUGCAGAGGAUCCAUACGGAGUUUUUGCCCUAGUCCUUACUCCUACUAGGGAACUAGCAAUACAAAUCGCUGAACAGUUUCGAGUCAUUGGAAAACCUAUUAAUUUAGAAGUUGCGGUUAUAAUUGGAGGAAUGAAUAUGGUGGCCCAAGGCAAGGAGAUAAGUUCCAAACCCCAUAUAAUUGUAGCUACUCCUGGUCGAUUAGCUGAUCAUCUAAAAAGCAGUAGUGAUAUUUCUUUUAAGAGAACUAAAAUACUUGUUUUGGAUGAAGCUGAUAGAUUAUUAGAAGGACAGUUCCAUGAUCAACUUGAAGUUAUUUUUGAAUCAUUGCCAUCAAAGAGGCAAACUUUAAUGUUCAGCGCUACUAUGUCAAAAAAUCUUGAUGAGUUGAAAAAAAUAAGCUGCCUUGAACCAUUUAUAUGGAACUCUGAAUCUGAUGUAUCAACUGUUAAAACACUGGAACAGAAUUAUAUAUUGGUGCCACAUUUGAUGGUAAAAAAUGCAAGUUUGGUGGAAUUUAUUAAUACUUUUCAAACAAAACAUCCUGAAAGUUCAAUGAUAGUUUUCACUAAAAAUUGCAAACAGUGCCAGUUGGUCUCUCUAGCUUUAAGAAGUUUGGGUUUUGAAAAUGUGUCUCUGAACUCUCAUUUGAAACAAUGGGACAGGUUAGCCUCCAUAUCGAAAUUCAAAUCAAAUCGGAGCAAAAUAUUAGUUGCCACAGAUGUAGCAAGCAGAGGUUUAGAUAUCCCGAUGGUUGAUUUAGUCAUAAAUUACAAUGUGCCAGUUGUACCCAAGAACUAUAUUCAUCGUGUAGGAAGAACUGCUAGAGCAGGUAAAGGCGGUCUAGCAAUUACUUUAAUGACACCAAGAGACAUUUUAGCAUUAAAGAAAAUUGAAGAGGAAAUAAAUGUUCGACUUUCAGAACAUAAAAUUUCAGAUAAGAAAAUUCUCAACAUUUUAUUACAAGUCGAAGUAGCCUGGCGAGAAGCUGAAAUUUCAUUAGAAGAUACUGAAGUGGAUCGCAAGAAGAAAAUAUAUGAAAUGAAAGAAAAAGUUUUAGAAGAUCCAGAAAAGACUGAAAGAGAAUUCAAUUCUCAGAAAAGAAAGAAAAAACGAAAUCAGAAUAGGAGGUCUAAAGUCCUCAAAACUAAUUAAGUCCAUAUUCACUCUCAAUAUCUGUAAAUAUAGAAAAAAUAUUUUAAUAAUAAACAUGCAUUAUUGUUUGAA